AUGCAACCUGAGGUAAGAUCUGCACUUGAUCCUAUUGUUGGAGAAGAUGAAACUGAGGUUGGUGAAGUUGUGGUAGGAGAUGAAGUGAAUCACCAAGUGGCAUCAGACUUUGAAAUUUCAGAAAGUCAAUCUGUUGGAACUGAAAAUCAGAAUGCAGUUGAUGAGGAAAUCUUGCCAAGAAGAGACCUAUCUCAACCUCUACCAGACUUUGGAGACUCUUCUGCAACAGUAUCCUCUUCCUCAGAGCCAAAUAUAACAAGAAAACUCUCCCUUAAGCUCCGUUCACCAUCUGUACUUUUCUAUUCACACUUCCUGGAGCGAGCAUUUCAGAUCCUCAAUCAAAUUCCUGAAAGGGCAACUGGUGCAUAUAGUCAUACUCAGGGUAUCAAAGGCUUACGUGAUACAAUUGCUUCUGCUAUAGAAGCUCGCAAUGGAUAUCCAGCUAAUCCAAAUGAUAUUUUCUUGAUAGAUGGUGCAAGCCCAGCUGUUCAUAUUUUUAUGCAAUUACUUAUAAGGUCAGAGAAGGAUGGAUGGGGAUUGGAGAUAUCUGAGCUUAAGAAUCAGUUGGAAACUGCAAAGUCCAAGAGUAUUACUGUCAGGGCUGUGGUUGCAAUAAAUCCUGGCAAUCCCACAGGACAGGUUCUGGCUGAGAGCAACCAACGAGAAAUUGUGGAUUUUUGCAAAAAUGAAGGGCUUGUUCUUUUAGCAGAUGAGGUGUACCACGAAAAUGUUUGUGUGCCUGACGAGAAGUUCCAUUCAUUUAAGAAAGUCUCACAGAGCACGAAGUAUGGAGAGGAAGACAUACCCUUAGUUUCUCUCCAGUCUAUAUCUAAAGGGUAUUAUGGAGAGUGCGGAAGGAGAGGGGGUUACAUGGAAGUUACUGGUUUUAGUUCUGAGAUAAGGGAAAAUGUGUUGGAAAUGUUGCUGACAUGCUUGUUAUCAAUUAAAAAAAAAAAAAUUAGAGAGCAUAGAGGGAUACGUUUCCUUGCUGGAGUUUGUUUAGCAUUUCCAGUUUUCUUUUAG
This is a messenger RNA of Fraxinus pennsylvanica, 1023 nucleotides long. The record is from the annotation of a GenBank genome assembly. NCBI's taxonomy places the organism in Eukaryota, Viridiplantae, Streptophyta, Magnoliopsida, Lamiales, Oleaceae.